GACGAAAGUAGAGUGAGAUGUGACAUAGGAAAGUUAUGUGCCGGGAGCGACACAUCAGACUCCUUUCCCUCCGUCCGGGUUGGCUUGGCCAAUGGCAACAAAAUGUUGCGGGGACGCAUCUGAGAACCUGCGGUCUCGCGCGGAUGAGUGCCGACAAGGUUUCAUGACUUUUCCUCUCGUAGGGUCCUGCAGCAUGUAGAGGAAGCAGUAGAUGCAUGAGCCGGGCUGGAUAAAACCCCUGAGAUCUUCAACUAUGGGAGUAACGAUACGAAACCAAAGCUUCCGCGGGGAGCCAACAAUCUUGGGUAACUCAAGUUGAUAAUCGGAAGAACCAACACGCUCUGCAAGGGACUGGAACUCCGAUGACAACUCAGAGACCUCGGCUUGGGAGUGGAACAUGGACGGGAUCUCGGCUGAUCGGAGCAUCACAACUGUACUUGCUUGUAUUAACAAUUAUGACUGAGAUGUUUUCUGCCGCCUUCCGGACGUCAGAGAGCAGCGGGGGAAGGACAAAUCUGGAGAAGUCAGGCAGCAUGCGAAUGUGCAAGACGACAUCAUCCCAUUGCAUAGUGAGUUGUUGGACUUGUGGGGACUGGUCUUCAGAAGAUGCGUCUAAUGUUUUGCGAAGGCGAAAGCUGAUUUGCCUGAACUCUUCCGCCAAAGCUUCGCAAGCAGCACCUGAAGUUCAUCGCUCGGUGUGCGAAACCGUGCCAAAUGAGUCCAGAAAAAUUGUAAGGCCUUGCUUCACUAAUUCCACAGCAGUAUGAAGAUCACUACGAGAGACUCCAUGAGAUACUUGAGAGAGUUGCAAAUAAUAACUGAAGGCCUCGUCCAAACCUGAUGAUAGACCCUGCUGGUUGAACCUGUCUCGUAGGCUAAUGGAAAGGCUGUUGAGGUACCCAGAUCGGUCGGGAUGACCAGGAGAACAAAGCUCCAGUGCAGCUCGAUGGAGCUUAAUAGCCUCGCCUACGUCAGACAGGACACCCCAGACAGUGCAACAGUGCAGCUC
Molecule: messenger RNA, 1009 nt
Organism: Suillus subaureus
Lineage: Eukaryota; Fungi; Basidiomycota; Agaricomycetes; Boletales; Suillaceae
Exons: 1
Coding region: 363-767 (134 amino acids)
Source: RefSeq, a predicted model, not a curated record